AUCAAUUUAUUGACCUGGCUAACAGUUAACAUCAGUCAGCUGCCCGUUGCGGCACAUUACAGGGAGAGACAGUCGAUGCAGGCCUGAAAGUUAUUGAAUAAUAAUGUACAAUUUAACAACUGCUGUUUGGUUUUGGGGACGGACGCCGAAUUUAAGUGUCCCUGCUCACAGUUUGGAUGUGGUUUUUGGUUACGGGGUGUGUGCCGAGGAGUCAGGCACCACACGGAGCUACAGUUGGCGUCGGCUCGUGUCGGAGCUAAGCUAACGACUCUUACCUGGCACCGUGGCUUGCUAACGCUUGAAAGCGGCCAAACACCGGCGACCUGAGCCUUCCUACCCGAGCAAAGGGAGGUGCUCGCUGCCUAAAAUUGGAGCCGGCUGCCUGAGCGAGGACCGAGAAACUGAUGAGGACUUGCUAAUGGAAAUGGAUAAUAAUGGCCUAGAGGCCUCUUGCUGUGAUACAAGAUGGUCGGAGCAACUGUCAGGCCUUCCUCACAAACUCCUGCAGCGCCUGAUGCCUUUCCAAAGGGAGGGAGUGGAGUUUGCUUUAUCUAGGAACGGACGAUGUAUGAUUGCUGAUGAGAUGGGUCUUGGGAAGACGGUGCAGGCCAUCGCGGCGGCGUACGCCUUCAGGCAGGAGUGGCCCCUCCUGGUGGUGGUGCCCUCGUCCCUCAAGUAUCCCUGGAUCGAGGAGCUGGAGAGGUGGAUCCCCGAGCUGCAGCCUGGAGACAUCAGUUUGGUGGAGAACAAGAGCCACACCAUGGGGAUCAGCAGCAGUAAAGUGACAGUCCUGGGCUAUGGCCUACUCACCACAGAUGCACGCCACCUGGUGGAGGCACUGAGCAGGCAGCAGUUUGCCGUGGUGGUGGUGGACGAGUCGCAUUACCUCAAAUCCAGGAACGCGGCGCGGACGAAGAUUCUCGUUCCUCUCAUUCAGAGCGCCAAGCGCGCCGUCCUGCUCACCGGUACCCCUGCUCUGGGCCGACCCGAGGAGCUUUUCAUGCAAAUUGAUGCCCUCUAUCCCAAGAGGUUUGGAACCUGGACUGACUAUGCCAAAAAAUACUGCAAUGCCCAUUACAGGUAUUUUGGGCCUCGGAGGCAGUGGGACUGUCGCGGGGCGUCCAAUUUGGAGGAGCUGCACCAGCGGUUGAGCCAGAUCAUGAUCCGUCGCCUCAAAGCUGAUGUGCUCACUCAGCUGCCCCCCAAAAUCCGCCAACGCAUCCCCUUUGACCUGCCCAAGGAGGCUGCAAAGGAGGCCUCGGCCAGCUUUGCAGAGUGGGAGAGGCUGAUGAAGAGACUGGGCUCGGGGGUCGCUACAACGGACAACCCCUUCACUGAGGUCAUGGGCCUGGUCACACAGAUGUACAAGCAAACAGCUAUUGCCAAGGCGGGAGCUGUGAAGGACUACAUUAAGAUGAUGCUGGAGGCAGAGCAGCUGAAGUUCCUGGUGUUUGCCCACCACCUCACCAUGCUGCAGGCCUGCACCGAGGCCGUCAUCGAGGCCAAGGCCGGUUAUAUCCGGAUUGACGGCAGCGUGCCGUCAUCAGAGCGAAUUCAGCUGGUCCACAAAUUCCAGAGUGACCCGGAAACCCGAGUGGCCAUCCUUAGCAUCCAGGCGGCCGGACAGGGUUUGACCUUCACCGCUGCCAGCCACGUGGUGUUUGCCGAGCUCUACUGGAACCCGGGUCACAUCAAGCAGGCUGAAGAUCGCGCUCACCGCAUCGGGCAGACGUCCUCCGUCAAUGUGCACUAUCUCAUUGCUAAGGGCACCUUUGACACCGUCAUGUGGUCCAUGCUCAACAGGAAGGAAACUGUGACUGGCAGUACUCUAAAUGGAAGGAAGGAAUACCUGAAGGCCGAUGAGGGCGACAAGGACAAGUGGGAAUUCCUCAACUUUGCCGAUGCGUGGACCCCAAGUGAGAUGGUGCUGCCGCUGGAGGGAAGCGCGGAAAAUGCCCAAAAUGACGUCUUCUUUACUUAUUUUGAGAAAGAAAAGCAGCACGACAUCCGUUCCUUCUUCUCCCCGCACGCUGGCAAGACGAAGAGGAAGAGAACAGAAGAUGAAGAAAGUCCCUCAAUCUCCUCAGAGACGGCUGCCAUGCCAGCUGGCAGCGGAGCAUACUUAGAAAACAGCGAGGAGAGGAAAGAGAAGUCGUGCUCCCAAACCUCCAGCUCGCCCGACCAGGAUUUCUCCCCACAGCUGAAAAGGCUGCGGACACCGCAGCCCAGCCCGAGCCCCAGGUCUCGAUUUGGGGGGAAGCGGAGGUCGACGGCGGGGGGGAUCAGCUCAAGCAGCUCUGGCAGCAUGAUCUCCUUGGCGGCUCAGCUGUCUGAGCCUGAUGCUGCAUCGAUGUGGAGCUGCGGGGCCUGCACCUACUCCAACAGCAGCCUGUUGCCUUACUGCGAGAUGUGCGAGUUCCCGCGCUCUUCCUCCGCUGUCAGCUCAGAGCCACCCAGGCCUCGGCUACCCCCUGCGACCGAGAGGGACCAGGCUUGCAUCGUCCUCUCCAGCUCCGACAGCGAGCCGGAGCUCAGCUGGGGAAAAACCCGGCCUCAGAAAUCACGCAAAGGCAAACAGAGCGAGGAGGGGGAGAUGGAGGAGAAGGAGGAUGAGCCUCCGAAAGACAAACAGAAACUGGGAGAAGCAGAGGAAGAGGACAAGCGGUGGCUCAAAGGCAAACAGUCAGUAGGAGAGAGAGGCGACAACGUCGCUGGCGGUGGCGACUGCCUCCCCCCUGACCACACACAGGACUGCGGAGCUGUGCCGUGUUUGUCUUCUGCUGCUGAUGCUAAUGAUGAUGAUGAGGGCAAUGGUGGCGAAGACGCCAACAACGCCCAUCCCUUCUACCCAGGCCUGCAGUUCUGCGCCAGCCAGUACACAGACCGAAUAUAUCUUUACUCCAAGGACGGAGCUCCGCUGAACUUGAGUUUCAUCCCAUUGGACAUCAAACUAACCAACUGGGAUGACCUGCCCGAGGCCUUCAGCCGGCACCGGGAAAAUCAAAUACAGGUGCUGAGGUUUGUUCAGGAGUGGAGCAGUCUGCCAGCCAUGAAGCAGAAACUGCUUCGACGCAGCGGUCUUCUCUUCCACAGCCCGACCCUGGGCUUGCAGCAGCUGUCCGCCGCCCAGCGCCCUCAGUCGAGCACCAAGAGGUUCCUCAGUCGUGACGAGGUGGCUGAGGCCUCCCUGAGCAAGGCCCGGGAGGAGGGAGGCAGCGUCCGACUGGUCACAAAGGAAAACUUCUUCACGAAGAGGAAGCCCGGCUCUUCGCUAACAUCACCUGCUACAAAGAGUGGGCAGGACGGUCAGUCCUGUAGGACAGUGGAUGCACAGCCAUCAGAGUGCAGCUACCUGCAGGCUGUGGACAGUCAGGGUGUCCCCCUGUGUCUCUCCUGCCACCAGCCCUGCUCAACCACCGGUGGAGCGUGGGAUACUCGAUUCUGCAGCCACAGGUGUCAGGAGGAGUUCCAGUUGCGCUCCAGCCAGACGUACAUGCGGUCCCAAGUGUUGGAGGCCGAGCACGGCAUCUGUCAGCACUGUGGCCUCCACGCCCACGAUCUGUUCAUUAAGGUCCGUGAUGCCCCACCCUCCCAGCGAAAGGAGAUGCUGGAGAACACUUGGCUCACCCAGCUGUCACUCAAACAGCUGAACGAGAUGAUACGAGCGCCGGUCGAAGGGGAUUUCUGGCAGGUCGACCAUAUCCGUCCAGUCUACGGCGGAGGAGGCCAGUGCUCUCUGGACAACCUGCAGACGCUCUGCACAGUCUGCCACAAAGCCAGGACAGCUCAGCAAGCCAAAGAAUGGAGCCAGAGGAGGAAGAGUGCUGCAGCUUCCAAGGUUGCUACAGACAUCAGCAGGUUCUUCAUCAGGAAGUAACACAAAUGAAAGGGGACCUGUUAUACUUCCAUUAGGGAUGAAGCGAUCCAAUACUUGGAUUAGAUAUGCUGAAACUAAAAACUAGAUCAGGUAUCGGUGACAGUGGGCUUAUCUGUUCUAUUCAGGUCUCUUGUGUUUUGUGUUUACUACCCCACACGUCAGCAGCAAUGCACUAGAUUUUAGCAGGAAAGCUAACAGCAAAGGGUCAGCAGUUUGGAAGUAUUUCAUGCCUCCAACGCCACUUUGUCUUUAUAGAGUACCAGUCAAAAGAAAGGGUGAGUGUGUUCAAACCUUUGACUGGUACUGUAUGUUUGCAAUAAUUUGUACUUUAAUUGUUAACUGUGGUCAAGUGAGUUGACAUGACUGAAAAGCUUCUGCAACGAUGGAAGCAUUUGCU
Molecule: messenger RNA, 4274 nt
Organism: Archocentrus centrarchus (flier cichlid)
Lineage: Eukaryota; Metazoa; Chordata; Actinopteri; Cichliformes; Cichlidae
Gene: zranb3
Product: zinc finger, RAN-binding domain containing 3
Exons: 22
Coding region: 419-3877 (1152 amino acids)
Biological process (GO): replication fork processing; DNA repair
Cellular component (GO): nuclear replication fork
Molecular function (GO): nucleic acid binding; zinc ion binding; ATP binding
Source: RefSeq, a predicted model, not a curated record